AAAUUGACCAAGAUAAUGUAUAGCACCAGCAGUAGAGCAUUUGUUCAAGUUGCUGUACACAUAAGUUUAAGUUGCUGUACACAUAAGAAGUCAUACAGAUCCGCCAUCUCUCUCUGACCUGCGCCGAAAACACACACACAGCCACAAAGAGCCCUCGCCGCCUCCGCCUCCGCCUCCGGCGGAGGGUGCCGCCCUCAGCCACCACGGCCCCCUCUCGACUAUCUCUGUGUUCUCAUACUACACAGACACCCAAAUCGCCGUCUCUACGCCAUCGUCACGAGCAGCAGUAGCUGCCCCGACCGACUUCUCCUCUUUCCCUGUUCAAAACCUAGAUCCCCAAAUAGCCACUCCCCCUCAUUCGAUGGCAGCAGCCGCUACCACGGCCACCGCCCUCGCCCGCUCCCCUCAAAGCGGCGAGCAGUUCGCUCCUUCACCAACUCUCUCACUGUACAAAAUGCUAUGCCUUACAAGCAGCGUCUGAAUCCGGCCGUGGAUAUGUGGAUUGGGGAAAUGGCGGGCGGCGCGUGAUAUUCUUGGAGGCAGAAAAGGAGAUCUUGAGGGAUACUGCGAGGUUUUGAAGAGGAGCUAGUGGAGUGGGGAGGAGAGGUGGAGAUUAUGGACAGGGCGGGUGGGUCGCGAAAAUGGGUAAAAUUCUUGGCAGGACUGAUCCGGUCUCAUGCAAGAGCAGCUCAAUAUUGGGCCGGGUUCCGAAGGUCCGAAGUCCUAAGCAUAUUUGACUUUGACUUUUCCGAUUCAUUUCCUACUAUAUUUUAAAGCAAUCAAGAGUGACCAGCCGAAAUAUUUAUGGAGCUGGACAUGUGAUCAGAUUUGAACAUGGCGCUCUUCCUUUUCACUACAAUCCUCUGCUCCCUGCUACAAUCCAUCCCCUUUCAAAGUUCAACUGUUGGAGCAGUUGAUGAUCACAUACUUUUCCCAAAUCUAACACUUGUUCUUGGGCAGACUCUCAUUUCUCAAAACCAAAUUUUUGAAAUGGGUUUCUUCUCGCCUGGAAAAUCUUCAAACAGAUUCUUGGGAAUAUGGUACAAGAGCACACCACAAGUUGUAGUCUGGGUUGCAAACAGAAACCAUCCCAUCACUGCCUCACAACCGCCACUUUUCAUGAUUUCCGGAAAUGGAAGUCUUGUCAUUAGCAGUGGCAAAAGCAUUAUCUGGUCGGCUAGUUCAUCAGAGGUGGCAUCAAAUCCAUUUUUAGAGCUGCUUGAUUCUGGAAACUUGGUUCUUGUAGACAAGACGAGAACGGUAUGGCAGAGUUUUGAUUACCCAACUGACACCAUGUUACCUGGAAUGAUAUUGGUGGAUGAUGUUCAUGCUGGUGUGGAAAGGAAUUUGACAUCAUGGACAAGUCCAGACGAUCCAUCUCCUGGUGAUUUUGUUCACAAGAUCCAAAACCGGGGCUUGGCUGAUUUGGUAACUCUCAGAGGGGAAAGCAAAAGAUACCGACUUGGACAGUGGAAUGGGCAAUACUAUGGCGGUGGCCAACGCUUUCCGAGUGCCAUUUACAAACCAGAGUUAAUUUUCAGACAGGAGAAGUUGAUAUCCGUAGGAGAGCCCUACGACAGCUCACUUCUGGUAAGAACUAUUUUGGACACAUCUGGUACACUCCUGCGUCAUACCAUGAACGCCAGAAAAGACAAGUGGAAUCUUGCCAUCACAUUUCCUCAAGAAUCGUGCGAUGAGUAUGGCAGUUGUGGUCCUAACAGUAUCUGCAGAUCCGACAGGCCAGUUAGAUGCCAGUGUUUUAAGGGUUUCGCCCCAAAGUUCCAAAAGGAUUGGGACCUUCAAGAUUGGUCGGGCGGAUGUACUAGAACUAAACCGUUGAAUUGUGAGGGUGGAGAUGGAUUUCAAGAGAUUAGAGGGGUGAAGUAUCCUGAUAUGUUGAGAUUUUGGUUAAAUACAAGCAUGAGCCUCGGUGAGUGCAAAGCUGAGUGCUUCAAAAACUGUAGUUGCACUGCAUAUGCUAAUCCGUUCAUUACAAACGGAGGCAGCGGCUGCUUGAUGUGGUUUGGUGAUCUCAUGGAUACCAAAGGACUUUCUGCAGCAGAUAGUAAGCAGAACAUCUAUAUCCGUGUGCCACUUUCUGAACUAGAUUUUAGCACAAGUGUAGAGGAGGAGGAGAAUAAAAGGCCUACUAAAUUCAUACUGGUAUCAAUUGCUUCUGGUGUUCUUGUCUCAGCCAUUAUCAAUGGAGGUGUACUUUUUAUGUCAACACGAAAGAGGCAAGCUGUAAAAAGGAAUAACGAGGAUCUAGAAUUACCUGUGAUUAAAAUGGCAACGAUUGUGCAAGCAACAAAUAGUUUCUCUGUGGAAAACAUGAUUGGAGUUGGAGGUUUUGGUCCUGUUUAUAAGGGGAACAUGCCCUCAGGAGAAGAAAUAGCAGUCAAAAGAUUGUCGAGAUCUUCACGACAGGGUCUUGAAGAGUUCAGAAAUGAAGUUAUGGUAAUUGCAAAACUUCAACAUAGAAACCUUGUCAGACUUUUAGGAUGUUGCAUUGAAGAAGAGGAAAGGAUGCUGAUCUAUGAAUACCUACAGAACAGAAGUCUUGAUCUCUUUGUUUUUGAUCACAGUGGGAGAACACUAUUGACAUGGCCUAAGCGUUAUGACAUUAUCAUGGGAAUUGCAAGGGGACUGCUAUAUCUCCAUCAUGAUUCCAGAUUAAAGAUUAUUCACAGGGAUCUCAAAACGAGCAAUAUUUUACUAGAUGGACCUUUAACUCCAAAAAUAUCAGACUUCGGCUUAGCAAGAAUAUUUGAAGAGGAUCAAUCUCUUGCUAGAACAAAAAGAGUCAUUGGGACAUUUGGAUAUAUGGCUCCCGAAUAUGCAAUGGAUGGAAAAUUCUCGGUGAAAUCUGACAUCUUCAGUCUUGGAGUGGUUUUGUUGGAGAUAAUUAGCGGCAAAAAGAACAGAGGAUAUGGAGAAUCAGAUCACUAUCUUAACCUCUUGGGCCAUGCAUGGUUGCUAUGGAAAGAGAACAAGAUUCUGGAGUUGAUGGAUGAAUGUUUGAAUGAUACAUUUGAGGAGUGUGAAGUGAAGAGAUGCAUGCAAGUGGGAUUAUUAUGUGUUCAGAAAUUUGCAGAAGAUAGGCCAAACAUGUCAUCAGUGGUUUCAAUGUUAGGAAGUGAAGGAGCAGUUUUGGCAGAACCAAAAGAGCCUGGCUUUUUCAUGGAAAGAAGUUCGAGCCCGUUGGGCAGUAGUGCAUCACCGUCGUAUAUUGAGUCAGAGAAUGAAACAAUCACAAUUACUGAAUUAGAAGCCAGAUGAAGACACCCAACAACAUUCUGCAAUUACUCUCAAUGUAAUUAAUAUACUAGUAUUAUUAAUCGAAAAUUGGAUGGAAUGGAGUUUGAGUUAGAAGAAGAAAUCAAAAUUUUGAUUGAUUUA
Messenger RNA from Salvia miltiorrhiza (redroot sage), 3399 nucleotides. RefSeq names its product G-type lectin S-receptor-like serine/threonine-protein kinase At4g27290. Gene Ontology annotation, biological process: recognition of pollen; protein phosphorylation. Gene Ontology annotation, molecular function: ATP binding; protein serine/threonine kinase activity. The coding region runs from base 835 to 3279 and encodes 814 amino acids. The record is from RefSeq and is a predicted model, not a curated record. Lineage: Eukaryota; Viridiplantae; Streptophyta; Magnoliopsida; Lamiales; Lamiaceae. The transcript has 7 exons.